AUGUUAGCAGUAAGCGGCGUGGUGAUGUACAUGAUAGGUACGGGCGCCAACAUCGCGUUCCCGGGUGUACUCCUGGAACAGCUGCGACAACCUGGAUCAGUGUUGAAACUUACCCUGGAACAUGAGUCCUGGAUCGCGUCGAUCCUGGGCCUGGCUCUCAUCAGCGGUAUCUUGGUGGCACCGUUCAUGAUGCAGAGGCUGGGUCGUCGACUCACUAACAUGUUGAGUACUCUACCCUCGCUCGCGGGCUGGGCACUCAUGGUAGCAGCUAAGGAUCCUACCGCACUACUCAUCAGUAGAUCCUUACAGGGUUUCGGUAUGGGUGUUCAGGCCGCAGCAGCUCCUAUAUCCAUCGCGGAGUAUUCAGCGCCAAAACAUAGAGGAGCAUUCCUCGCCACGAUAGCAUUUUCCUUCGCCACUGGAAUGUUGGUAGCCCAUAUCUUCGGUUCAAUCCUAUUCUGGCGCCAAGCGGCCCUGGCUUGUGGCAGCUGCUACGUCCUAUCUCUGAUUCUCAUAUCAUUAACACCAGAAACUCCACCGUAUUUAGCAUCAAUCGGCAAGUUUGAUGAAUGCCGCAAAACAUUUCGGUGGUUCAGAGGCGAUGACGACGAAUCGGAAAGAGAAUUGGAAGUCAUGCUCAAUAGUCAGAAGAAGAAGACUAUUGUGUUACCUAAAGUAUCAAAGAUCAAGUAUUAUAUGAAUAUAGUUAUGUCGCCGAGUUUUUAUAAACCUACCGUUAUAAUGAUGUUUAUGUUUGUAUUGUUUCAAAUUUCUGGUAUGACGGUGGUACCAUCUUAUACUGUUCCAAUGAUGAAGGAGGUCACUGAUAAUCGUAUAGAGCCUUACACUAGUAUGCUAAUGGUAGAUAUAGUUAGGUUCGCUACAGCCGUCCUAUCUUGUGUGGUGGUCAAUAAAUUUAAUCGAAGAACCGUAUUAUUUUUUGGCAUAAAUGUUAGUGUGAUCUCAUUAUUACUGACAUCUAUUCUAUUGUACGUGAGAGACUUCGGAUAUUUACCCGAAAAGUGUAAAUGGGUUCCUGUAAUACCAACUCUGGUUUAUAUAUUUGGUAAGACGAUAGGUAUUCUUCCUAUUCCCUGGGCAAUAGCCGGUGAAAUAUUCCCGUUAGCUUAUAGAUCUCUUGGCAGUGGUAUAUCAGGUAUGUUUCUCUCUCUCAUGUUUUUCGUCGUCGUUAAAACAGCCCCAACAUCAUUCAGACAAAUCGGCGUCAAGGGUACAUUCUGUCUUUAUGGCCUCAGUAUUGCUCUAUGUGGCGUAUUUCUCUACUACCUCCUGCCAGAAACGAAGGGCAAGACUUUGUAUGAGAUCGAAUGUCAUUUCAAAGGCGUCAAGGAUACGAAAGGUGAUGUCGAAGAAAAAGACAGAAUGUUGGAGAAAGUGGAAGAAGGUUGA
Danaus chrysippus (African queen) is the source of this 1410-nucleotide messenger RNA. Lineage: Eukaryota; Metazoa; Arthropoda; Insecta; Lepidoptera; Nymphalidae. The record is from the annotation of a GenBank genome assembly.